Molecule: messenger RNA, 999 nt
Organism: Triticum dicoccoides
Lineage: Eukaryota; Viridiplantae; Streptophyta; Magnoliopsida; Poales; Poaceae
Product: gamma-secretase subunit APH1-like
Exons: 5
Coding region: 110-697 (195 amino acids)
Biological process (GO): positive regulation of catalytic activity; protein processing
Cellular component (GO): membrane
Source: RefSeq, a predicted model, not a curated record
UCGCCCGGGUGCGGCGGGCCCCACCGCUUGUUCGACCCCGGCAGCCCUUCCGUCGCCGGCCCGACCAAAAGGAGGCGGCUUCCGCGGCGGCGAGGGGAGGCCAGCCCAGAUGACGGUGGCGGCGGGGGUGGGCUACGCGCUCAUCGCGCUGGGCCCCGCCUUCUCCCUCUUCGCCGGCGUCAUCGCCAGGAAGCCCUUCCUCGUCCUCACCCUCCUCUCCAGGAAAAUGGAAGAGAUGCUAGAUGCCUUUGCUGACAGAAUAUCUAAACCGCGUCUCUGUUUGACAGACAAGAUGCUAAUCUCUUUGGCUGGUGGUUUAGGUCAUGGACUGGCUCAUGCGGUCUUUUUCUGCCUCAGCCUCCUAACUCCAGCAUUUGGUCAAGCAACAUUUUAUGUCGAGAGGUGCUCAAGGAUGCCAUUUUUCCUUGUGUCGGCAAUUAUUGCACUUGGGUUCUUGGUCAUCCAUACUUCCUCGAUGAUUAUUGCUUUUAAUGGAUAUGGAGAGAGAAAGAAGAGGGACCAAAUCUUUGUCCCAGUGGUUCACCUGAUUGCUGCUGUGAUGACAUUGAUCAACCUUGUGCCAGGGGGUUGCCUUGUCGGUACACCUUUACUGUGCGUGACGGCUGCGAUGACCUUGUACUACUCCUGGCAAGUGGUGGGGCAGAGAAUAACAGAGCACCAACAUCGACAGUCUUAACAGCUAGCGCUUUGCCUUGUGCUCGUCGCAUCGCAUGGAGUUUCCUUGUGGGCUAAUCUUUGUACUAGGACAACUGUAUGUAGAUUUAGCGGUUUCGCCAAUAGUUGACUCAUCAUCUUAUGAAAGCCCAUGCGGCCGUGAGAUAUUGACUCCCUUAUGAAAUUAUGAUGGGUUGUAUAUGGUACUUGUACUGACACGGUAUACUUGUAAUGAGAUGUUUUCAGUGCUGUCUGGUCAGGCAAGAGAUUGCCGUCAGAUUGGUGCUUGGUUCAAUUAAAUACUACUCCCUCCGUUCCAAAUUA